Messenger RNA from Symphalangus syndactylus (siamang), 3727 nucleotides. It is a transcript of the gene NFE2L3, whose product is annotated as NFE2 like bZIP transcription factor 3. Gene Ontology annotation, molecular function: DNA-binding transcription factor activity, RNA polymerase II-specific; RNA polymerase II cis-regulatory region sequence-specific DNA binding. Lineage: Eukaryota; Metazoa; Chordata; Mammalia; Primates; Hylobatidae. Gene Ontology annotation, biological process: regulation of transcription by RNA polymerase II. Gene Ontology annotation, cellular component: nucleus. The record is from RefSeq and is a predicted model, not a curated record.
GGCCCGGGGCGGAGCUUGGCCACAGCGCCUGGCUGCAGGCGGCCGGGCGAACGGGCUCGGCGCGCAGGUGGCUCCUCCUUCGCUUCUCCCGAUCCCCGGUGGUGCCAGGAACGGUGCCGGCUGCCGAGGGAACGCCUUUGUGCCCGGUCCCGGGAACCCGCGACGGCCGCCGCGCGCCCCGGUCCAUUGUUUCGCUUCUCUGGGUUCCAGGCAGGUGCGGGCGGCGCGCGGGGUCCGCACGUGUCACCCCGGCGGCUGGGGCGCCGGGACCCGCGGGCGCCGGCAGGGGCGUUCCCGGGCGCGCGGCUACGAUGAAGCACCUGAAGCGGUGGUGGUCGGCCGGCGGCGGCCUCCUGCACCUCACCCUCCUGCUGAGCUUGGCGGGGCUCCGCGUAGACCUAGAUCUUUACCUGCUGCUGCCGCCGCCCACCCUGCUCCAGGACGAGCUGCUGUUCCUGGGCAGCCCGGCCAGCUCCGCCUACGCGCUCAGCCCCUUCUCGGCCUCGGGAGAGUGGGGGCGCGCGGGCCAGUUGCACCCCAAGGGCCGGGAGCUGGACCCUGCCGCGCCGCCCGAGGGCCAGCUGCUCCGGAAGGUGUGCGCGCUCGGGGUCCCCUUCAUCCCUCGCACCAGGGUGGAUGCGUGGCUGGUGCACAGCGUGGCUGCCGGGAGCGCGGACGAGGCCCACGGGCUGCUCGGCGCCGCCGCCGCCUCGUCCACCGGAGGAGCCGGCGCCAGCGUGGACGGCGGCAGCCAGGCUGUGCAGGGGGGCGGCGGGGACCCCCGAGCGGCUCGGAGUGGCCCCUUGGACACCGGGGAAGAGGAUGAGGCACCCGCGGAACCGACGGCUCAGGUGCCGGACGCUGGCGGAUGUGCGAGCGAGGAGAACGAGGUGCUAAGAGAAAAGCACGAAGCUGUGGAUCAUAGUUCCCAGCAUGAGGAAAAUGAAGAAAGGGUGUCAGCCCAGAAGGAGAACUCACUUCAGCAGAAUAAUGAUGAUGGGAACAAAAUAGCAGAGAAACCUGAUUGGGAGGCAGAAAAGACCAGUGAAUCUAGAAAUGAGAGACAUCUGAAUGGGACAGAUACUUCUUUCUCUCUGGAAGACUUAUUCCAGUUGCUUUCAUCACAGCCUGAAAAUUCACUGGAGGGCAUCUCAUUGGGAGAUAUUCCUCUUCCAGGCAGUAUCAAUGAUGGCAUGAAUUCUUCACCACAUUAUCAUGUAAACUUUAGCCAGGCUAUAAGUCAGGAUGUGAAUCUUCAUGAGGCCAUCUUGCUUUGUCCCAACAAUACAUUUAGAAGAGAUGCAAUAGCAAGGACUUCACAGUCACAAGAACCAUUUCUGCAGUUAAGUUCUCCUACCACCAAUCCUGAGCAAACUCUUCCUGGAAAUAAUUUGACAGGAUUUCUUUCACCGGUUGACAAUCAUAUGAGGAAUCUAACAAGCCAAGACCUACUGUAUGACCUUGACGUAAAUAUAUUUGAUGAGAUAAACUUAAUGUCAUUGGCCACAGAAGACAACUUUGAACCAAUCGAUGUUUCUCAGCUUUUUGAUGAACCAGAUUCUGAUUCUGGCCUUUCUUUAGAUUCCAGUCACAAUAGUACCUCUGUCAUCAAGUCUAAUUCCUCUCACUGUGUGUGUGAUGAAGGUGCUAUAGGUUAUUGUACUGACCAUGAAUCUAGUUCCCAUCAUGACUUAGAAGGUGCUGUAGGCGGCUACUACCCAGAACCCAAUAAGCUUUGUCACUUGGAUCAGAGUGAUUCUGGUUCCCAUGGGGAUCUUACGUUUCAACACGUAUUUCAUAACCACACUUACCACGUACAGCCAAGUGCACCAGAAUCUACUUCUGAACCUUUUUCGUGGCCUGGGAAGUCACAGAAGAUAAGGAGUAGGUACCUUGAAGACACAGAUAGAAACCUGAGCCGUGAUGAACAGCGUGCUAAAGCUUUGCAUAUCCCUUUUUCUGUAGAUGAAAUUGUCGGCAUGCCUGUUGAUUCUUUCAAUAGCAUGUUAAGUAAGUAUUAUCUGACAGACCUACAAGUCUCACUUAUCCGUGAUAUCAGACGAAGAGGGAAAAAUAAAGUUGCUGCGCAGAACUGUCGUAAACGCAAAUUGGACAUAAUUUUGAAUCUAGAAGAUGAUGUAUGUAACUUGCAAGCAAAGAAGGAAACUCUAAAGAGAGAGCAAGCACAAUGUAACAAAGCUAUUAACAUAAUGAAACAGAAACUGCAUGACCUUUAUCAUGAUAUUUUUAGUAGAUUAAGAGAUGACCAAGGUAGGCCAGUCAAUCCAAACCACUAUGCUCUUCAGUGUACCCAUGAUGGAAGUAUCUUGAUAGUACCCAAAGAACUGGUGGCCUCAGGCCACAAAAAGGAAACCCAAAAGGGAAAAAAAGUGAGAAGAAACUGAGGAUGGACUAUAUUACGUGUUAAUGUUCAGAAACUGAUUAUUUGGAUCAGAAACCAUUGAAACUGCUUCAAGAAUUAUAUCUUUAAGUACUGCUACUUGAAUAACUCAGUUAAGGCUCUGUUUUGAAGCUCAUGUGGACAAAUGUUUAGGACUUCAAGAUCACACUUGUGGGAAAUCUGGGGAAGCCACAACUUUUCAUGAAAUGCAUUGUAUACAAAAUUCAUAGUUAUGUCCAAAGAAUAGGUUAACAUGAAAACCCAGUAAGACUUUCCAUCUUGGUAGCCAUCCUUUUUAAGAGUAAGUCGGCUACUUCAAAAAGAGCAAACACUGGGGAUCAAAUUAUCUUAAGAGGUAUUUCAGUUUUAAAUGCAAAAUAGCCUUAUUUUCAUUUAGUUUGUUAGCACUAUAGUGAGCUUUUCAAACACAUUUUAAUCUUUAUAUUUAACUUAUAAAUUGUGCUUUCUAUGGAAAUAAAUUUUGUAUUUGUAUUAAAAAUUAACUUUUCCCUUUUAUACAGAAAUCUCAACCAAAUUUACCUUUCCUUCCAAAAUAUCCACAUUCAGGAAUAUAGGUGAAUAACAAAUAGAGCAGCAUAGCAAAUUCCUCAGACUCAAGCCAAAUUGAGGUCAACAUAGUAUGCCAAAAUAAGGCAAAUCCACCCCCCUACCCCAAUACUUAACACACUGAAUGCUAUGUGAUAUAGAAUGCAUUGAAGACCUAUGGUCACUUAAACUGGUAGUUUAAGCCACAGGCCUUCCUCAUGUAACCAGAGACAGAAUGGGCUACUUGCAAAAAUAUAACUCCUUGUGUGUAUAUUAAAUCCAUAAAAUCUCUGGCAGUAAAGCCAGCCUGAAGGGAUGGCCUCACCAUCUUAGAAUACUGAGAUCUCACCAGAACAUUGUAAGCCAUAUAAACAAACAGUAGGGGAAGAGUCAGUAACGGUGAAACCAUCUAAAAGAUUUAAGUGUUUAAAAUGGGCAAAAGCAAUUAGGGGAAAAAAACAGGUGAAUUUGAAAAUAAACCAGGGUAAGGUAAAUUCUAGAAAUAAUGGCAUUUGAAAUGAAAACCUCACUUAAGUUCACUGGAACAGUAACAGAAGAUUGUUGAAUUUUCUGAAGACAGCAAUGACCUCACCUAGAAGCCUGUCAAGUUUGGGGAACAUCAAGAUUUUGAUGUGUACUAUAAUGCUUAAUGUGUCCAAAUUUUCAAAAUGAAGUUUCUGCCACAGGAGCUACAGUGUAAAGUAUCACAUAAAUAUCUUGGGCUAGAGAAAUGCAGUUUAUAUAUACCGUCGGAUUUUUAUAAUAAAUUUUUCUUCCCAA